AUGGAUUUCAAAAAUGCUGAAUGUAUAUGGGACGCUUUAAACGACCUACAUAAAAAUGACAAGGAGGCGUAUCAGAAAUUCAUGAAAAAACAUAUGAACAAGCUUCAAGAAAAUGUAGUGAUAAAACCAAAAUAUUUAUUAUGCGUACAAACAGAUGUGGAAAGGGUUAGUAUAAGAACACAGAGUAAAGAAUAUAAAGAAAAUAUUUGUAAUUAUUUUGUUUUCAUUUAUUAUACUAGUAAGAUGAAAGCACCAGUACUUGAAGACAAUUUUAUAAAUAAUAUUGAAAAAAUUAAUAUGGAUAAUAUUUUUAUAAGUAUAUCAAAAACAGAAGGCGAAAGCUCAAAAGAUAUGUAUGCAGAAGCUGUUAUACAUACAUUAAUUUAUAAAAAUAUGGAAAAUAAUAAGUUUAAAAAUAAAGUUAUUUUAAGAAUAUUACAACUAUUAAAUAAAUAUGAAAAUAAAUUAAACGGGGAUAUAUAUAUUAAUGAUAUGAAUUAUAAAAUAAUAGAUCUAUAUUAUACACCAAAAACAAGACAUACAUUAAAUUCUCAUUGUGUUAAUCAUAAUAUAAAAAAAGAAGAUAAUAAUACUCAAAUGGUUGAUGAAAGUGAUAUAAAAUUUUUCAAACUAUUAAAUGAAAAACAAAAUAAAAAUAAAAAUGAUCAUGAUAAGGACAAAAAUCAAAAAGAAAUUAAAAUAUUACAAGAAAAUAAAGAACUCCUUAAUCAUAUCGAAUCUGUAAAAACCACCAAAAAAAAAAAAGAACAAACGAAUAGUAUACAUAAUUAUAUACCAAAACAAAUAAAAUCAUAUCACCAUACAAUAAUAGAUAGCUUUCUCCAUAUCAUAGUCACCUUCGAUAAUAUAAUAUAUGAUAGUUUACAAGUUCUAAAAUAUAACAAUAAAGUGCACAUCUAUGUAUCAGACAAAUAUGAUGAUUGUAUGACUCUGAACUUUAAAGAGAAAUUAAGUGACAACGUCAAAGCCUACUUUAAUGAGAAAUUACUAAAAUUAACCAUCAGCAUUGAAAUAUUAUACUGA
Messenger RNA from Plasmodium adleri (nom. inval.), 1044 nucleotides. RefSeq names its product conserved Plasmodium protein, unknown function. Bases 1 to 1044 code for a protein of 347 amino acids. Lineage: Eukaryota; Apicomplexa; Aconoidasida; Haemosporida; Plasmodiidae. The transcript is spliced from 5 exons. The record is from RefSeq and is a predicted model, not a curated record.